Messenger RNA from Pleurotus ostreatus (oyster mushroom), 1668 nucleotides. RefSeq lists its product as uncharacterized. The coding region runs from base 1 to 1668 and encodes 555 amino acids. The record is from RefSeq and is a predicted model, not a curated record. NCBI's taxonomy places the organism in Eukaryota, Fungi, Basidiomycota, Agaricomycetes, Agaricales, Pleurotaceae. The transcript is spliced from 13 exons.
AUGGCGAUUCUCCAAGUCGUGGUUACAGCGUUGGCACUACUGCCAUUCAUCGCGGCUCAGGCUCCCCAAGUGCAAGUUGGGAAUACUGCGAUUAUCGGUCGCAGCAUACCGGAAUUCGGACAAGAAUUAUUUGCAGGGAUUCCUUUCGCGGAACCUCCAGUCGGCCAGCUGAGGUUAAGUAACCCGGUGCUCAAAACGCGCUUGGGUACUCCUACGUUCGAUGCAAGCAACUUCGGGCCUGCUUGUUUGCAACCUGCUUCCGUGCCCUUGAUGUCUGAGGACUGCCUCAGGAUCAACGUGCUACGCCCAGCCGGAAUUCCAACCGGUGUUGUGCUUCCCGUAAUGGCGUGGGUUUACGGUGGUGGAUUCGAUUUUGGUGACUCCUCGAUAUACAAUGCAAGCGCUAUUGUGGCCCAAAGUGUAAUACGCGGGACCCCUGUCGUAUUUGUCAGCUUAAAUUAUCGGCUUGGCCCACUCGGAUUCCCCCAGGGGGUAGAAGCUCAAAAGCGUGGCGCGUUGAACCUUGGACUAAAAGACCAACUUGCCGCCCUUGAAUGGGUUCAGGCUAACAUUGGGUUGUUUGGUGGUGACAAGUCCAAGGUCACGAUCUUUGGACAAAGUGCAGGAUCAAUUUCCUUGUCGAUUCACUUCCUGAAUUCGAACAUCAAGCGCUUGGCCAGAGCAGCUAUCUUCGAAUCAGGCUUCCCUGCUACGAGUCUGAACUUCCCGGCGUCUCACCGAGAACAAGGCUGGGCGAACUUCGUAAAGGAUGUCCCCCAAUGCGCAUCUACUGCAGGAUCCAAGGACACUUUCAGCUGUCUACGCUCUGACUCUAUAGAUGAAGCCACCUUGUUGAAGGCAGCCUCUCUCGCAGACGACCAGUCCGGCGAAUUGUUUGCUUGGGACCCAACUAUCGAUGGCCCGGGUGGUAUCCUUCCAGACAUUCCGUCCAAAUUGCUCGCCCGGGGCCAAUUUGCCCGCUUACCAUUCAUCGCAGGGACAGUUCUUGACGAGGCUACGACCUUCACACCAAAGUUCAUUACCACAGAAGAUCAGAUUAGACAAAGUAUCAUCGCGAACUUCACUCCAUCCCCUUUUGGGCCAGCAGUGCUCGCCAAGAGCGCAGAAACAAUACUACAAUUGUAUCCUGAUGUUCCUGCAUUAGGGUCACCCUUUGGAACGGGAAACGAAACGUUUGGCUUGAGCAGUCAGUACAAGCGAGCUGCAGCGAUAUUCGGUGAUGUCUCCUUCCAAUCUCAAAGACGUUUUUGGAUCCAGACUCUAAGCAAAGCCGGCCUCAAAACGUUUGGGUAUCUUUUCACCGAUCCACAAUCCAGUGAUCCUGUAAACGGAGUCUCACAUGCGUCAGAGAUCCCCUACGUCUAUGGAGCGCCAGGCAUCUUUGGUGGUACUGUUACACCUCAAGCUCUAGCACUAAGUAGGAUAAUGGUUGACUAUUGGGUAUCCUUUGCAACGAGCUUGGAUCCUAAUGACGGCAAAGGCCUUCCACGGCCCCUAUGGACUCAGUAUACUCCCAGCAACCAGGCCAUCAUGCUACUCAACAGCACUGGUACAGCGAUGAUCCCAGACGACUACCGCAAGAAACAGAUAGAUUUUAUCAAUUCCAAUCCCGCUGUGUGGCAUCACAGGCGUUCAUUCUCAACUUAA